GUUAAACUCUGCAGCACUUGAUGUUUGGUGUUCGUGCAAAGCAUUGAUUUGGGCAUGAUUUGUUUAUUUGAUUUGAGAUGCAAAUUUUGUUUUUUCAUUUUUCUAAAAAUGGAAGAUUCUGAAUUUCUGAUACUUCCUCCUAAUUAUCUGAUUAUUGCUUCUGACCUUCUAAAACAUGAUUUAUAUUUUAAAUGGUUUUCUUAGAGAUCCUUUAAUUAAUUCAGUUGGUUGUCCAUGAUAUUGUUCUUUUGAGUUAUGAUGGUGCUUUGAAUUGAUAUACUGCUUUUGUUGUAUAAAGUUAAAUGUGCAUAUGAUUUUGAACCGUAGAUUCUUAUAUGAAUUGACGUCUAUAAUAGUCUCUCCACUCAAACUCAAGUAAACUACAGUGAAUCAAUUUUUUGCUUAUUGCUUUGUAAACAAGAUGUUAUGUGCACAUGCACAUUCAUACAUACAGAGAUUGGUUUUGUUUCCUUGACUUCGAUAAUGAAACUUUGGUUCCUUGGAUGGUUGGUGUUUCAUAAGUGGCACAAAUCAUAACCACAUUAUAAGCAUUAUACUCGAUAAGGAGGAUCACAUCACUGAACUGCUAGUCUGCUAGUUGAGCUUAUUGUGUAAUAUCUUGUCGGAUCUUUCAAAAGAGCAAGAUGGGUUCCAGAUUCAAUUCUCAUCAACUCAGUAAUGGCCUUUACGUAUCAGGCCGGCCAGAGCAACCAAAGGAAAGGACUCCAACUAUGAGCUCAGUUGCCAUGCCCUAUACUGGUGGAGAUAUCAAGAAGUCAGGAGAACUAGGGAAGAUGUUUGAUAUCCCUACGGAUGCCUCUAAGUCUAGAAAAUCUGGACCUAUAACUGGUCCUCCUGCAAGGACUGGAUCUUUUGGAGGUGCUGCUUCACAUUCAGGACCAAUCCCUAAUGCUACAGUUCGUGCUGGCCAUACCACAUCAGGUCCUGUAUCAUCUGGAGGCAUGCCUGGUUCUGCUUCCUUAAAGAAGUCAAAUUCUGGACCACUGAAUAAGCAUGGGGAACCUCUAAAGAAGUCGUCUGGUCCUCAAUCUGGUGGGGUAACACCAACUGGCCGCCAAAACUCAGGACCUCUUCCUCCUGUUCUCCCUGCAACAGGUCUCAUUACAUCUGGACCCAUUUCUUCUGGUCCACUAAAUUCUUCUGGUGCCCCUCGGAAGGUAUCUGGUCCUUUGGAGUCAAUGGGUUCAAUGAAAGUACAUGGUUCCUCCAUUGUUCACAAUCAGGCCAUUACUACUCUUAGCCAAGAUGACGAAUUUUCGUUUAGGAAGAACUUCCCAAAGCUAAUUAUGUGGUCUUUGAUUCUUCUUUUCGUGAUGGGGUUCAUUGCUGGUGGUUUUAUUCUAGGUGCAGUCCACAAUGCAAUUCUCCUCAUCGUGGUUGUGAUCCUUUUCGGUGCAGUUGCUACACUAUUUACAUGGAAUACUUAUUGGGGAAGACGAGCUAUCAUAGGUUAUAUUUCUAGUUAUUCAGAUUCCGAGCUUAGGACUGCAAAGAACGGGCAAUUUGUGAAGGUGUCAGGGGUGGUCACUUGUGGCAAUCUGCCCCUUGAGUCGUCCUUUCAAAGGAUUCCAAGAUGUGUGUAUACAUCUACAAGUUUAUAUGAGUAUCGAGGAUGGGGUUCAAAAGCUGCCCACCCUACACAUCGUCGCUUUACUUGGGGGCUCAGGUCGAUAGAAAGGCGUGUGGUAGAUUUUUACAUCUCUGAUUUCCAAUCUGGGUUAAGAGCAUUGGUAAAGACUGGCUGUGGGGCAAGGGUGACUCCUUAUGUUGAUGAUUCAAUUGUCAUUGAUGUGAAUCCGGAACAUGAAGAGCUGUCUCCAGAGUUUAUUAGAUGGCUGGGAGAGAGGAAACUUUCAAGCAAUGAUCGCAUUAUGCGGUUGAAAGAAGGGUACAUUAAAGAAGGAAGCACAGUUAGUGUAAUGGGAGUUGUCCAGAGAAAUGACAAUGUGCUGAUGAUUGUGCCUCCACCUGAGCCGGUCACGACAGGAUGCCAGUGGGCCAAAUGUAUCUUUCCAGCCAGCCUCGAGGGUAUUGUGUUGAGAUGUGAUGAUGCAUCAAAGAAUGAUGUCAUCCCAGUUUAGCAGUAAAAGUAAAUUGCGGACUUACCCUUUUAGGUAUUGCUCUUUCGAGAGUAUAUUCUUUACCUUUAUUAUUAUUGUUAAUUAUUAUUGAUGUUGGCGAUGGUGGUAGGAGUGAGGAAGUUGUGUCCGUAACAGAUUAAGACGGGGGUGGCGGUGUUUAUUCGUUUAACUUGGUGUAUAGUUUUGUGUUGUGUUUUUUUUUCUUCUAGGUUUUGAAAGCUUUUGUAAGCAAGGAAUUUACAUGUAUAAUCUGAUUGAGUUAAUGAAUGUGAAAUAGAAAGAAAGAAAGAAUUGAGUUAUUUGUAUA
Molecule: messenger RNA, 2409 nt
Organism: Malus domestica (apple)
Lineage: Eukaryota; Viridiplantae; Streptophyta; Magnoliopsida; Rosales; Rosaceae
Source: RefSeq, a predicted model, not a curated record